GGCUUAGGAAAUUAAGCUCUUUUGUAUAACCUCAUGUUUACCCUCAUGAUGCGAUCCCUUAUUUUUGAUCCGUUCAUUGUCUUUCUAUCGCUAAACAAGCCGUGUCACCAUGUGGAACUCCUUGCCAGAAAAGCGCCGUUUUGUUGUGAUUUUUUCAUCCAUCACAAUCAUUGUACUUUUCGGCCUCGGGUCUGAGUAUCGGUACUCAUAUCUUGAUCAUCAAACACUUUUUACAACAUUCGGAAAGUCAACUCUGCCAUGGAUUGCUACUUCCAGUACUUUUUGGGCUGCGUUCGCUCCACUAUUGGCAGCUGCUGCACCGCGGUGCUCACCCCCGGAGCUUAAUGGUAAAGCAUAUUCCAUGAGCAUUGGCAAGAGAAGAGCCGCGGAUCAUAUUAUCAUGGAUGAAAAAGAUAUCCAAGUGAUGCGACGAUCCCAUACUUGGUUCGUUGACCAACUUAUGCAGAACGCUCCGAAGUUAGAAUUUAAGCAGGGAACCCAGGGAAUUGUCACAUCUGCAGGAGGCGAUUAUUUCCCUCCACUUCUCAUCAGCCUUGAAUUUCUUCGCCGCACCGGAUCUACUCUACCCGUCGAAGUCUUCCUUGCCACACCAGAUGAAUACGAACCAUUGAUAUGCGAGACAAUUCUUCCUUCAUUAAAUGCGAAAUGCCUCAUUCUUUCUGAUAUUAUCGAUCAACACGAGCUGCCAUUCUCUUUUUCGGGAUACCAACUAAAAGCUUUUGCAAUAAUAUUCUCAUCUUUUGAAUCAGUUCUUUUUCUUGAUGCAGAUAACUUUCCUGUCUACUCCCCCGACGAUCUAUUCACUUCCACGCCUUUCACUUCAGAACAUCUUGUGCUGUGGCCAGAUUACUGGAGCCCAACUCCCUCGCCAACUCUUAGUAAGAUAAUUGGUCUUGAAGAAUCCGUCCUAAAUAAUCGCCCUACAAUCGAAGCUGGGCAAAUUCUAGUCAACAAGUCACAUCGAACCGAGGCAUUGUUACUAGCGGCAUACUAUAAUGCCUACGGUGACUAUUAUUACCACCUCAUGACUCAAGGAGGUGCAGGAGAAGGCGACAAAGAAACAUUUUCAAUAGCUGCCCUUGUUCUUGGAAAUAGUUUUUACACCGUAUCUCAGUUACCUCGUCCCCUCGGUUCACGUGGAAAUGGUGCAGCCGUUCUGCAAGCUGACCCUAUAGAAGAUGUGAGCUCAAGAGGAGAGGCAAUCCCAAAACCAUUCUUCAUCCAUGCAAGCUGGCCACCGAAGCUUAAUCCACUACACAAUCAUCAAGACUCGAGACAAUGGGGCAGUAAAGAACACUCACUAAGCACAUUCAAUGGUUUAGAUGUCGAACGCGUAGCGUGGGAAUAUAUGGUACAAAUGGCAUGUGAUGAAAACAUUAUCUUCAAGAGCUGGGGGAACAAAACGGAGAAAGGUAUCUGUGAGCAGACUAGGGGAAGCUUCAAAAAUAUGUUUGGAGAGGAAUAUAAUAAGUUGGGCGGGUGAAUGGAGAUUUGCGAACCUAGCUCUGCUAUGUGUAUGAUCUGUCCAUAAUGGCAAUUCAAGCGAUAUCACAGGGAAUGUGAGCGGCGGUAUAAGACUUCAAAUGAUAAUCGGAAGUUUAAUUGUGCAGAAAGGCUCUGCACUUCGGAUUGGAGAGUCCAGUCAUGAAAUCAAGGUAGUGCUUAUCAGGCAACUAUUGGCUCUUAUCACAACGAGCCCACUUGGAAGCUUUAUCUAACCGCUUCGCUUAUUAAAAAGUGUACGGAAAUGAAACACGCUGAAGAAUUGUUUCAUGGGUUGCUAAUCAACCUUUAUGGAAAAAGUUCCGAGCACAUUCUGCCCGACUCUGUUACUUGCAGGCCGACCAAAAGUAUUUGAAGCUCAGGGUAUCUAUUUCUGGAAUCUCUGGCUUUAAGUAUCAAGUAUUUCAGGAAUGAAGGCCUUGCACCAAGAUCCGGGCCCACAACUGAGCCCAAGAGACUGCAUUCAUAAUCUCUUGAAUAGAUCGAAGGAGUGGCCCACAUGUGCGCGUGUAUGGAUAGGACGUCUCCGUGCCAUUUGGCCCUCCAAAUCUUUAUAAAUCUUCAAUUCAAUCUCAUAGUCCAAACUAAUUCAAUUUUCACCAUCCUGAAAGAGUGGCACUCUGUUAAUUACUUAUGGAAAUGAAUAGCCGAGGUAUACGGUUGUCAAAAUGUCUAUUUGGAUUCAAUAUAUUUCGGUUUACUCAACAAAAUCGCUUUAUGAACUUCCUUGAUAUUACAUCUCUCAUCAAGAAAAUCCUGCGUUUUCAUCUUCGAAUUGCUCUCAUGCCCCCUCAAAUUCUGGAUAAACUGUCCCUCAAAUAAUAAACUCUAUUUAUCAUCAACUGGAUCUUAAUAAAAGAAAAAAGUGCAAAGACGAUAUAGCCGUCGUAUUACUCCACGUUCCACCGUCCAAUAAUAGUAUUAUACAAUCUGACAUCUAAAUAUCCUAGAUGUCUCUUUGAAUAUAUCA
Messenger RNA from Botrytis cinerea B05.10, 2494 nucleotides. RefSeq lists its product as hypothetical. Lineage: Eukaryota; Fungi; Ascomycota; Leotiomycetes; Helotiales; Sclerotiniaceae. Bases 110 to 1504 code for a protein of 464 amino acids. Gene Ontology annotation, biological process: mannan biosynthetic process. The transcript has a single exon. The record is from RefSeq and is a predicted model, not a curated record. Gene Ontology annotation, molecular function: alpha-1,2-mannosyltransferase activity. Gene Ontology annotation, cellular component: Golgi apparatus.